AUGGCAGCAAUAGUAACGGGCCUCAUCCCAAUCCUGAGAACAGCAGUGGAUACCACCGCCACCUACAAGUGCCGCUCCCUGUGGUUCGGCCUGCUGUGUGUCCGACUUGUGGUCCUCUUCUUUGCUGAGCUGCCCUUCAGCAAACUGGAUGCUGACUUCACCUGCAAUAGCAGCACCCCCGAUGUCUGCACGAAAUUCUGUUUUAAUGAACGAUUCGACAAGCCCAUGAUAGUGGCUUGGAACUUCAUGUUUGUCGUGGUUGUCAUCUCUGUCCUGCUCAUGGAGUUGUUCACCUCCCACCUCCGCACAAUGGCGCAGAAGAGGAGCUUCAGGAUGAAGGCGGAUGAGAAGCCGGAGACUCAGGGGGCAGAGGAAGCUCAGACGGUGGUAGGCAGGGGCAAGAUGAUCAUAGAUCUCCACAAAGACAGGAGCACCGUAGGCUUCUACCUGCUCAGCAUAGCUCUGCGGAUUCUGGUUGAAGCCUGCUUUUUAUUUUUGCUGCUUUAUUGGAACCUGCACGCACUCCGUGAUGAACACACGUGUACAAAAGAAGGCUGCAAAUAUGUUUGCAUUUUGAGGGCUGCCCCGGAGAAGCGCAUGUCUAUUUAUGCUUUAGCUUCUAUCUCAGGCAUAAUCAUUGCUUGCUCAGUUUUGUUUUGCGUUUACUCUAUUGUCCACUACCUCUGCAACGCUUAA
Messenger RNA from Pundamilia nyererei, 696 nucleotides. RefSeq names its product gap junction protein zeta 1 (gene gjz1). NCBI's taxonomy places the organism in Eukaryota, Metazoa, Chordata, Actinopteri, Cichliformes, Cichlidae. Gene Ontology annotation, molecular function: gap junction channel activity. The transcript has a single exon. Gene Ontology annotation, biological process: cell-cell signaling. Gene Ontology annotation, cellular component: connexin complex. The coding region runs from base 1 to 696 and encodes 231 amino acids. The record is from RefSeq and is a predicted model, not a curated record.